Liolophura sinensis is the source of this 6102-nucleotide messenger RNA. RefSeq names its product WD repeat-containing protein 47-like. The record is from RefSeq and is a predicted model, not a curated record. Gene Ontology annotation, molecular function: protein binding. Bases 344 to 3619 code for a protein of 1091 amino acids. The transcript has 11 exons. NCBI's taxonomy places the organism in Eukaryota, Metazoa, Mollusca, Polyplacophora, Chitonida, Chitonidae.
GUGAGGCUGACAGCGGUAAAAGCUGUUGUCUCCACUCAAGAAGCUGAGUCAGACUACCAGGCAAUCUUGGACAAUGCCGGAGAACUUUUCGUGUGCGUGAGUUUUGUUUGGAAAGUGUUUACUGGAAGACUGCUCGGAUACUAAGUAAGAUCUCGACGCAAGUCUUGACAGGGCAUGUCAACCUCUGUUCACAUUUUUGGGGAUGGUUUCCGAUGCAGCGCAUUAACCACGGGAAACGUUUUGGUUUCUUUGCCUCCGUGGUAAUUAUGGUUUAACAGACUGCCACAUACAUAUUAUUCAGCAUUGGUCAGCCGAUAAGCGCUGUCAUAGUUAAGAAAGGAAAAUGCCUUCCACAAACGUUGCAAUAACGGAGGCUGACAUCGUCAAGCUGGUGUCCGAAUUUUUACAAAACCGGGAACUGAACAUCUCAAUGCUUUCACUGGAAAGGGAGACAGGCAUUAUCAAUGGGUUCUAUUCCGAUGACAUGUUGUUUCUGCGGCAACUUAUUUUAGAUGGCCAAUGGGAUGAUGCCAUUGAAUUUAUUCAGCCUCUCGGCAGCAUAGAAACAUUUAACUUGAAACAAUUUCAAUACCUUAUAAUCAAGCACAAGUACCUGGAGCUUCUCUGCAUCAAAGCAGAUCCAGGCCCAAUGCAGAGUUAUGAAUUUACAGUUGAAGAGGUGGUGAAAUGCUUGAACAGUUUGGAGGAUGUAUGUCCUACAAAGGAAGAAUACAGCAAUCUGUGCCUGCUGCUGACACUUCCUCGACUUUCUGAUCAUUCUGAGUACCAAAACUGGAACCCAAGCAAUGCUAGGAUGCAGUGUUUUCGAGAUGUCUGUUCUGUCGUCGAAGCAUACCUCCCAAUAGAUCGCAAAAAUAACUUCCGUUCUGUUGCAGCUAAGAAUGAUCGCUUGGUUCAACUAUUGCUCAAAGGUUUGCUGUACGAAUCAUGUGUGGAGUAUUGUCAGUCAAAAGCCACAGCAAGUGAAGUGAAAGACCCAGAUUUGAAACUACCCUCGCUGCUCACUGAUAGUGGCUUCAGUGAUGCAGACCUCAGCCUGUUGUCAUGGUUGCAGAGCAUACCGCAAGAAACCUUCGGGUGUCCGUUUGAACAGAAGUCCAUUAGCAUAGACAUUCGACCCCUCAUGAAACCUUCGUUAGAAGCUUCUUGGUCGGAACAAAUACUUGUCACUCCCAUCAAACCCAAAAUGUUCCCACACUCCGCAAUACCAACCGCGCGGUCCCGAACUAGUGACAUGAUGACACGAUCCCUUAACCCGCAGUUUGAUGGACUGGCAACAGGACUAUGGCAAGGAUUACGAGACAGUUUGUCAACCUCUUCUGACUUCAGCUCUUUGUCUAGGUCAGUUGCCCCUGGUCAGGCAAACCAGAAUCUCCUUAAAACGACAGAUCCCAUGCAAAUGUCGGUGGAUAAAUUAUUUGCGUCUGGCAGUAAGAUUGAUACCCAUAGUGUAAUUAACGAAGAACGCUCACCAUAUGGCCGAAAUACAAGCAACCCGGCUGCAAACAAUCCCCAACACGACCCAGGAAUUCAGACGUCACCUGCGGCAUCUGCUGUCCUUAAACAGGAGGUCAUGCCUCACCGGUCACAGUCACCUAAUCGCAGUGCAGUUGUGGAGAGCAGAACCCCGCCUCGCUCCCUUGGAUCACCAUCGCAUAGUGCACGGAACUCCAGCACUGAACUUUACAAGGAAUACCAACGGCAACGGCAGAAAAUCCAAGAACAACUGGAGAUCCAGGAGAAGCAGCGAGAAAAGUUCCAGCGAGAGCUGAUGGAGCUGGAGCAGAAACAGAGCCAAGUUACUCCCCCUGAUGAAGAUAACUGCCUUGGGGAAGGACAAGGUGGUCCGUAUUCAGCCAACCUCUCCCGACAACAGCAGGGAUACGCCCAUGGUUUGAACGCAAGUACACCUAAUUCCAAGGGAGGUGAUUCUGACAGCCGUAUAUGUACGCCAGCCCCGGACAGUUCUCCAGUCAUGCCUUCUGAUGGGGACAUUGUCAAUCAAGCAAUUAUUAGCCCGGUCAGAGAUUCACCUCAUCCAGUCACAGAUAAGCCACUGAAUAGCUCUGAAACCAAUGGUCAUCUUCCCUGUCAAUCACCCAUUGAAGCACCACCCUCAUGCACUCAGGAUCAGCCCUUUUAUAAUGACAACAACAAUGUUGCUGAUGGCAACAAGGACAAAGUGGAAAGUGACAAGACUUGUAAGGUUCUUGUUAGCCCAGAUUGCAGGACAGACGGAGAUGAGAAUGUUAAGGCUGUUGGUCGCAAGAACAGUGCUCCUGAUAAGACUGUCGUGAAGCCUGAGAGUGCAAAGAAAUCCGUUGUAGGAAAAGUUGACAGCAACAAACGUCCAUCAAGCAGCAAAUCUGACAGCAAGGCAGUUGAAAGUGCUCAUAGCCGACCAAAAUCUCCAGCCAAAGCAAAACAACCGCAAGGGGCUGUUAAAAAGAAUGUACCAAGUGCUGUUAAGGGGUCGACAAGUUCAAAGACGGACAGUGGACCAGCAAAAAAAAAAGGUUGUGUGUGGUUGAUGUCAGAAGAUGCAAAACAAGAUGCCAACAUGAAUAUGAAUGAUGCUGUCAGAGGAUCACAGCCAAGGGGUCGGGCUGGUAAUCGUCCACAUUACAUACCUGUGUCGUACAUGGAGGACCAGCAGGCUGUGCGGACUGUGACCUUUCACCCUCAAGGUCACCUCUAUGCUGUCGGGUCAAACUCGAAAGUCUUACGUGUCUGCAGCUUCCCUAAUAUUGCUGACUUAAGGCAGGACCAGCCUGUUCAGGAGGCCAAUGUUGUGUUUAAGCGCACCAAGCAUCACAAGGGGUCUAUAUACUGUGUGGCGUGGAACCCCUUGGGGGACCUCAUUGCUACGGGGUCGAACGACAAGACCAUCAAGCUGACACGCUUCAGUACUGACUCCUGUAAUGCUGUCGGCCCUGACACAGAGCUCACAUUUCACGACGGUACGGUACGAGACCUGGUGUUUAUGCAGGAUGCCAGCAACCAAUCUUCUCUGCUCAUUAGUGGUGGGGCAGGGGACUGUAAGAUCUACGUCACGGACUGCCAGACGGGGACAUCCUUCCGCACACUCUCCGGACAUUCAGGGCACAUCUACUCGUUACACACCUGGGGAGGUUGUAUGUUUGUUAGCGGCUCCCAGGAUAAGACAGCUAGGUUCUGGGACCUGAGAGCACCUGCUGCCAUCACAGUGGUGCCCAGCCCAGGACCACCUCCAGGAUCAGCAUUUGCCUCGGUCUGCGUGGAUCCGUCUGGUCGAUUGCUGGCUUCAGGUUUAGAGAACUCUUGCGUGAUGCUGUAUGACAUCCGCGGGGCGAGAUCCGUGCAGACGUUCAAACCUCACACAGGGGAAGUGCGUUCCGCACGCUUCUCCAUGAAUGCAUUCUAUCUGCUCACUGGGUCGUAUGACCACAAGGUCGUUCUGACUGACCUUCAUGGAGAUUUGCUGCGUCCAUUGCCGAGCGUUGUUGUUGCAGAACACAAGGAUAAGGUCAUCCAGUGUCGCUGGCAUCCUUCCCAGUUGGCUUUUGUGACGACCAGUGCUGACAGGUCUGUGACCUGCUGGGGGCUGCCUGUGGUGUGAGUUAUCUCCCCUGGCAGGAUCAUGGUUACCUCCCUUUAAGGAUACCUGGUCUUAUGUACAUGUACAAGCUUUAUAAAAAGUCAUGUAAUCUCAUUUCGUGUUCAAGUAUGUAUUUAUAUUUUGUCAGUGAUAGCGUGGUAUGCAUUAAUGUCCUUUCAACUGUGGACCAGAAGGAUUGGCAUUUUUGAAAUCUUUCUAGAAGGAUCAAAUGUUGUUUUUACAUUUUAAAACACUGUCAGCAUGUGAUGUUUUCUAAUAGCAUACUGAAGCUUGCCAUAUACUAAUGAAAAUCUAUGUUACUUAAUAUUAUUGCCGCUAAAUGUGACAAGGUUUAACUGUUUUAGGUCAGUUUUAAAUGUUAAGCAUCCAUAAGAAUCUCCAGUAAAUAUGGUUUUAUUGAUCGCGAUGAGGCACUCACAACGCUUCGUGUAAUGUUAAGAAAUGCUCAAUGUGAGCAACAAUGUGUGGCUUCCCUGGUUUUAAUGUAUAACUCUAAAAUUUGAAAAUGCAGGUAUAAAAUUUCAUUCAUGCGUACAUAUUUGAUCCAUGUCCAAAUUUCAAGCCAAGUCUGGAAAAGAAACAUUUCUACUAGUAACGUGAUGCCAUGGUUGAAAUGGACUUGAAAUGGGUUUAUGGUCAUUCCGUGCACAUAGUUUUUUGCUGUGCUCAAUACACUCGUCAAAAUUUGUUUCAUUUUAUCAAUUUUUUUUUGAUCUUCUGUAGUGCUCUCUAUAUUCAAAGACAUUGAAUGGUUUGACUUCUCUCCCACGGGGUCGGUUUUGUGUGGAUUUGUGUCAGAAAGCUGUUAAUUCAGGGUUUUCUGUGCACAGUUUCCUCCCACCACAAUGCUGGGCGGCGUCUAAAAAGUUGAAUAUUCUUGAGUACGGCGUAAAAACACCAAUUUAAAAGUAUUAAAUCAGGCUUGCUUUGAGCUGUAAUACUGCUGUAAUACUAAUAAUAUCGUCUGCUAGGUUAUCUCCCCUGUUUAAUCACAAAAUUUUGACAUAGAAUCACUUUUUCAGAUGAAUAUUUGUGGUUCAACAGAGAAAGAAUGAACUGUAUUUCACAAAAAUGUACAGCUGAGAAAAGAAAAGCUAGAUCUUUUUCAUCUGUAUUGUGGCAGCUUUUAGUACAUACGUCACAUGCUAUGGAUAGCAAUUUACAAUUGGUUUGAUAUCUAUAUCUGAAAGUUUAUCGUGGUAUUACAGAUUGGUGAUUGCAAAGUUUUUUCAUUGGGUACUUACUCAGUAUUCUCCUUAGUGGCAAUCCUUGUAAAUAAUUUAGAUGCGUGCCUGAAGUAUUUAACCUUAUGGCUUGAUCACAUAUAUGCACAGAUGUGAAAUUCGAGAAAAAAAAAGUAUUCUAGUUUUCAAUUAUUUUAGGUAUAUGCAGGCUUUGUAUAUAUAUUUGCAGAAACAUUAUUGUUGGCAUUGCUCACAGGAGGAUGAUUUGUCCUCUAUGUAACCGAUUUACUUCUUUUUUAAAAUGUUGCAUUAUAGUUUGGAUUUACAUACCAAAUAAUGCUUGUCAUUCUCCAUAUACAUGUAUUUAAAUGAAAAUUUUCUUUUCAACAGUUUUAUUUUUUAAUUUCUGUUUUGUCUUAUUUCAUAUUUAUAUAUAUUUGUAGUUUUCAUAUGGCUUCUUUCACAGCUGCUGUUAGUCCCUGAAUCUUUCAGUAUUUUUUCCAUGAUUUUUCAUAUUUUUUGUUUCAUAAUUUUGUGUAACAUUUUUUUGUAUUAAUAAGCAUAAUUUUCAUUUUUGAAUAUACAUGUGUGCAGGCACCAUUCUGAAAUGUGUUCUCGAGGUGUCUGUUCUGUUUAAGCGACAGUAACUUUCUUAGCUCACGUCUGAGAUAUGCGUGUUUCACAAAAAUAUUAUGAGGAGCAGCCAGCAAAGAAUGUUUGGUUUUCAAUUCACAUAAGUGUUUAAAAACAAUAAAAAAGAAAAAUGUGCUUGGCAUUCGCUUUAUUUUUGCAGACUUUUAUACCAAAUAUGAUACACGACUUCACCCCCUUGCGUAGUUUACCAAAGAUAAAGAGGUAUUUUUUCCCACCAUUUGUUAUUCAGUCAAUACUGUUCAAAAGAUGCUGUGUGUCGACUGUUUUUCAUUUUUUAGUUCCUGUAAUUGUAAAACGAUGGUUCCUGUAAUUGCCUUUACUAGUGUUUUAGUUUGAGUCAGGAAUCAAGUUGGAAUGAGAACCUCACAAGAGGCAUUAUCAGGAGUCUGAUGAGGUCACCCAGCAUGCUGGAUUCUGUGUAAUGCUGUGUAAUAUAGGAGCCAGGAGCUGUAAGCCAGUUGAAGUUUGCUGGAACUUUGAAGUAUAUCACACUCAAUAAGUUAGCUUUAACCAAUGUUUUUCUGGUCUCUUUCCCUUUAAGCUGGUUAAAAUUGUGACUGAUUUAUGUACGUAGCUGGCAUAAGCUUUUCAGAAACCAUAUUUCGGUUGUUGGCAGUUACAACCGCAUACCUGUUGAUCAUGGGC